GCUAGGUCUCUCCAGAUUCUCUCCGCAAUUCUGCGAGUGACACUAGCCAUGUACUCGUGUUAUUCGAUGCCGCUGCGGUGGGACAUAUAAGACGAUCGUCUUCCCGUUUCGAAACUAGACACAAGCGACAGUCUACAGUCUUUGCAUCAAAAACCUCGAUCCUAAUGAUGGAGGAUACCAAGGAUACCAAGGAGGGCGUUGAGGUGACGCACCGAGAAGAUAUCCUCACACAGCUUCCACAUGGCGAAGACAAGAGGCCAUGGUACAGACAGCCAGAGCUGCGAAAGCUGUAUAUGCUCAUGCCAUUUCUGUUUCUCGGCUCUACCACGCUCGGAUACGAUGGCAGUCUUCUGAACGGACUUCAGACAAUGCCUGCGUGGCAGUCCUCAUUCCCGGGGUUCGGAGGUUUCGCGGUUCUUCUUUUCACUCCGUACGUCGCUGAUUACUGCGGCCGUCGUCUAGGGACUGCCAUUGGCUGCUGUCUCGUUAUUCUUGGAGCAGCAAUCCAGGCAUGCCCCCAACCAAGCAAUCCUGAUGCCAUGUUUCUUGCCGGUCGAUUCAUAAUGGGAAUGGGCAGCAACAUCAGCAAUGCAACAUGCCCCCUCCUCAUCACCGAAGUGUCGCAUCCCAGACAUCGCGGCCGCGUUACAACAAUCUAUAACACGGUCUGGUAUCUUGGUGCCAUUAUAGCUGCUUGGACAACUUUCGGCACCCUCAACCACAUCGUGGGAGACCUUUCAUGGCGUCUACCGGUCGGCUUUCAGUGCGCAAUGCCGGGCAUCCAGCUUCUCACACUGUGGAUGCUACCUGAGAGUCCUCGAUGGUUGAUCGCGAAGGGAAAAUACGCUCAGGCGAAAACGAUCCUCACCAAGUAUCACGGCAAUGGUACUGAAACCGAUUUCGUCAACUGGGAGUUUAGCGAGAUCAGCCAGACCAUUGAGCUGGAGGAAGCUGCAUCAGCCAACAGUGGCUGGUACGAGCUGGUCCGCACGCCUGGAAACAGGAAGCGAUGUCUUCUUAUCAUCUUGACCGCCAUCUUCAGUCAAUGUAGUGGUAACGGUCUCGUUUCCUAUUAUCUGUCGUCCGUCUUGAACACAAUCGCCAUCAAUGGUGGCCUUACCAUCUGGUGCUGGCUUGUAUCUUUGGGCUGCGCGUUCCUUGUGGAUCGUGUCGGUCGCCGAGUGCUUUUCCUUACUGCUGGCGUCGGCAUGUUGAUAGCCUUCUCCAUUUGGACAGCUUGCAGCGCCGUAUACGCUAAGACUGGGGACUCGGGAGCCGGCUCAGCUGUUCUUGCGAUGAUCUUCUUAUUCUAUGGUGCUGCUGGAUUCGCUUGGCCUGGAUUGACCGUCUCUUACACCGUCGAAAUUCUCCCAUUCAAGAUCCGCGCAAAGGGAUUGACACUGUGCUUCAUCGGCACCAGUCUCGCGGGUAUCUUCAACCAAUACGUCAACCCUAUCGGGCUAGACGCACUGGGCUGGAAAUUCUACAUCGUCUACAUUGUGGUCUUGGUGCUGGAGUGCUUGGCUAUAUACUUCCUCUAUGUCGAGACACGAGGGCCUACCCUGGAAGAAAUUGCUGUACUAUUCGACGGCCCAGACGCGAAUGUUGCGGGUACCACCGUACCCAUGGACCGAAAGCGAUCGGUCGAGGCAUCCGCUGAUAAAGCAUAGACUCAAGGGGCGUGAUGGAAGAAGGCAGCUGUUCCUAGAUACAUGAGAUACGGUCCAUAUGUGCUUGGAUACUAUUGCUAUUUGAAAGCCACUCUUCCAGAUAUUUGCUAUUGUUCAGG
Messenger RNA from Paraphaeosphaeria sporulosa, 1789 nucleotides. Its product is annotated as general substrate transporter. Lineage: Eukaryota; Fungi; Ascomycota; Dothideomycetes; Pleosporales; Didymosphaeriaceae. The coding region runs from base 165 to 1670 and encodes 501 amino acids. Gene Ontology annotation, biological process: transmembrane transport; carbohydrate transport. Gene Ontology annotation, cellular component: membrane. Gene Ontology annotation, molecular function: carbohydrate:proton symporter activity. The transcript is spliced from 5 exons. The record is from RefSeq and is a predicted model, not a curated record.